Molecule: messenger RNA, 2439 nt
Organism: Limulus polyphemus (Atlantic horseshoe crab)
Lineage: Eukaryota; Metazoa; Arthropoda; Merostomata; Xiphosura; Limulidae
Product: protein spaetzle 4-like
Exons: 5
Coding region: 452-1951 (499 amino acids)
Biological process (GO): innate immune response; central nervous system formation; regulation of Toll signaling pathway
Cellular component (GO): extracellular region
Molecular function (GO): Toll binding; growth factor activity
Source: RefSeq, a predicted model, not a curated record
CCCGCAGGGUUCGACGAGUCGAACAAGUAAGACCGGCAAGGGCAGCGGCCCCACUCUGUGAAUGCCUCGUAUAUCUCGUCUGUGCCAGUCAGGUGCAUGGUUUCUGGGUUGACAUUGUUAUUCCCCCUGUCUCCUGCCAGAGGCUAACUAACGGUAUCAUUCUGAAGAAUCACUUCUUCAUUCGUCAAGUGCUAAGUUAGUUUGAUAACGCUGUAGUUUGCUUGACACUGCGUGUGUGUCUAAACUUAAGAGCACGAAUUAAGAGUCUCGAUUGUCAACAUUGUGUUUAAUUAUUAUUUUUAUUGACUUGCGCACUAGGAUGGUAUGCAUGAUAAAUUCGGCGAAAUAUUAGGGGAUUGAAAAUCCAGCAGGUUUUCUCUUACACUUACAUGCUAAAACUAAAAAGGGUUUGGUCUUCUAGAAAUUCAUUUCCGUCCAAGAAGAAUUCGUCAUGGUGACUUCGGCCUUUUGGCUGGCUUGGAGUUUGUCAAUCGUAAGCAUCAUGGUAAAAGGCCAGUCUUGUGGGCCACGCAUGAGUGCCCGUCUUUUAACAGAAAUUCCGUGUGAUAUGUCAAAGUCGUUAUACUGCUCCAGUUCUGGAAGUGCAUAUCCCUGGAAUUCUGUCCGGCGAUACAUCUACGAUAACCAAGGGCUUAUAAGGAGAAUGUACGGAGACCAACGCCAUAGUUUCAUACUUCAGGAAGAAAUAGGAACUCAGCGGUUGCGAUAUAUCAACCUUCCACCCUCCCCAAAUUUUCGAAAUCCUAAAGCUGCUCAUAUGAGGUCAAACUCACGGCAGCAGACGUUCCCUCAAACUGUAAGUUUAUUUCCAACGGAUUUGGAUCGUAAGGAUUCGACUUCAAAGACCGCAAGUCCUGAAACGACUCCUCCAGAACACCCAACUUCCACAGCCAUCAAUUUAGAAGAAGAUGUUAAUAAAACUGAAAUACCAACUACUUCAAGCAUAACGACGAGAUUUUCUGAAACCAAUAGAAGUGUUACGUCAUCAGCAAAUGCUUCAGAAGCAAUGUCCUUCCUCGAAACAACUGUGAAUAGCUUGGACCUAAAUGAAACAACUGUGAAUAGCUUGGACAUAAAUGAAACAACUGUGAAUAGCUUGGACCUAAAUGAAACAACUGUGAAUAGCUUGGACAUAAAUGAAACAACUGUGAAUAGCUUAGACAUAAAUGAAACAACUGUGAAUAGCUUGGACAUAAAUGAAACAACUGUCUCUCCAACGGAAAUAGAAGGAGAUGAAGACUUGCUUCCUCAAGUUUUCACCUAUGCUACAGCCACAACCUCGACUUCUUUAGAAAUUACAGUGACCGACACAAUAGCAUCAACUUCAGAAACUACUGUCGAUAGUAAACCCUACACCAAGACUACAAAGGAGGAUGACUUCACAAUCCAGCCAGUCUAUUACGAAGAUACGAGUGAACUGGAAGGAAUGAUAAACAUCAUCAACUCCAAUCAUUUGAACGCACAAACAGAUGAAGACGAGGAACGGGUUAGCUCUCCCAACAGAGUUGGUGUGAAUGCGUGCUUGGUAACAGAAGAAGUCGUUGCACCAUACUGGGCCAACAAUACCCGUGGUGAAACACUUGCUCUACUUAAUGUUUAUCCAUUUGAACAGUACGUUCACUGGGAAAAAUAUAUGAAAAUCGCCAGAUGCACUGCAGAGAUGGCUGUCGUUGCGAACAGCAGUAUCGACUUCAUCGCCUUCUGGCCUUUGACCCAAAGAAUGAGUGUCGAGGGAUCUUUGCCGAUUGGUUCCGGUUUCCUUCUUCGUGUGUGUGUAUUUGCUACGAUAUUCCUAUGGACAUUUCUAAACGUCCUGCAAGGACUGGUCGACGGAUCUAAAGCUAACCAAGGUUCAAAUGGAACAAUAGCAAUGAUAAAUAAGAAUUUCAGACUUCAGGGAAAUUCAGUUUGUUUAGUCGAACUGAACUAGUUUUGAAAUACGCUGGAAGAAAUCUGUGAUUAACUGGUUGUUCGAGUAGCGUUAUAACUAAUGAUGUAUUCUAGUAAGGUGCUGUUAACUUCCAUAAUGUUACUGGACACCUUAAUCCUGGAAACUGACAUGCCCUGGUGAGAUUUCUCAUUCUUUUACAACAUCGUUAUAGAAAAUGUUCGUUUCUUUAAUUAUUCUUAGACAAUCUUGGUUUUUCCUUCAUGAAUUUUUAUGGAAAUCGUGAAACAUCCCACAUUUGAUGCCAAGCUGAAGAUGAUUGCUAUUGAAAAAUCGCAAAGUGAUUACGUGAUUUUUUUUUACUAAGUUGCGUAACGAAAGUAUUUUAUACUUUCUUUUAUUAUGGGAAUGAAAUGUUUCCCUGUUCGGUUUGGUAGUUCUUUUCCAUUUCCCUAUAUGCCCUGAAAGUUGUUUUUGUUUGUUUGUUUUUGAGAAUGUACAAUUUUUAGAUAUAAAGUGAAAUGAAACAA